Peronospora matthiolae is the source of this 327-nucleotide messenger RNA. Lineage: Eukaryota; Oomycota; Peronosporomycetes; Peronosporales; Peronosporaceae. The record is from the annotation of a GenBank genome assembly.
AUGUCCAGUUUCUUCAGUGUCGGUGGCGUCAUGAGCUUCGUGUGGUUCUUCGAGAUCGGCCUCGGUCCCAUUCCGUGGUUGAUUGCAUCCGAAAUGUUUCCACCCAAGUCACGUACUGCAGCGACGUCCAUUGCGACGAUGGUCAAUUGGUUGGGUCUGUUCAUCAUUGGCAUUGUCUUUCCAACCAUGCAAAGGGCGCUGGGCAACUUUAUCUACGUCCCCUUUGCCAUCACGCUGUCCCUCACGUUGGCCUUCUCCCUCAAGUUUGUACCCGAGACGAAGGGCAAGACGCUGGAUGAAAUCCAACAAGAAGUCAACCACCACUAG